Molecule: messenger RNA, 3238 nt
Organism: Anolis carolinensis (green anole)
Lineage: Eukaryota; Metazoa; Chordata; Lepidosauria; Squamata; Anolidae
Product: zinc finger protein 420
Exons: 2
Coding region: 394-1794 (466 amino acids)
Source: RefSeq, a predicted model, not a curated record
CUCCGGGGGAGGAGCAAGGGGAGGAGCUACUUCCUGCCGCCAUCUUGUUGAGGCGCUGCCAUCUUGUUGAGGCGGCGAGGCGGCGCCACGGAGGAGGAGGAGGAGGAAGGCGAGAGAGUUAGUCUAUGAACAAACCUUGUGAGAGCUUUGCCCUAGGAAUGCCCUAACUCUGAAAGGACCUGAAGGUACACAGACCUAAGAAAAACAAGAAAUAAAUAGGAGAAAAUAUAUUUCAAGCUACAUACUUUUGUAAUCAAGGAGUAAAGAAAGGGGCUUGAGAAAGAGGUAAGAAGAGUACAGUAACACUAAGACUGAGAAGAGGAAAUUUUGUGCGGUUCAGGAGUCCAUAUCUGUGAACCUCUGGCAUAAUAUUGGAAGCAUAAAUUCAAAAGAAUGGAAAAUCUUACUCCCAGUUCCACAUCACACACAGAGGAGAAGCUACAUGAGUGUACAGACUGUGGGAAAUGUUUCAUGGGGAGAAGUUCUCUUACUAAACAUCAACGAACUCACACAGGAGAGAAGCCAUAUGAAUGCAUGGAAUGUGGAAGGAGCUUCAGCCGGAGUGACAGUCUGCAUUCCCAUCAAAGGACCCACACAGGGGAGAAGCCAUAUCAAUGCAUGGAAUGUGGAAAGAGCUUCAGUCAGAAUGCACAUCUGCAUUUGCAUCAAAUGACCCACACAGGGGAGAAGCCAUAUCGAUGCAAGGAAUGUGGAAGGAGCUUCCGUCAGAGCGGAGCUCUGCAUUCACACCUAAAGACCCACACAGGGGACAAGCCAUAUGAAUGCAUGGAAUGUGGAAAGAGCUUCAGUCAGGGUGGAGCUCUGCGUUCCCAUCAGAAGACCCACACAGGGGAAAAGCCACAUCAAUGCAUGGAAUGUGGAAAGAGAUUCAUUCAGAAGUCAAAUCUGCAUUCCCAUCAGAAGACCCACACAGGGGAAAAGCCACACCAAUGCAUGGAAUGUGGAAAGAGCUUCAGUAAGGGUGGAGCUCUGCGUUCCCAUCACAGGACCCACACAGGGGAGAAGCCAUAUCAAUGCGCUGAAUGUGGGAAAAAGUUCUGUCAGAGUUCACAUCUCCGUUUCCAUCAAAAGACCCACACAGAGGAGAAGCCACAUCAAUGCAUGGAAUGUGGAAAGGGCUUCAGUUCAAGUGGAGCUCUGCGUUCCCAUCAAAAGACCCACACAGGGGAGAAGCCCCAUCAAUGCAUGGAAUGUGGAAAGAGCUUUAGUUACAGUGGAAGUUUGCAUCACCAUCAAAGGACCCACACUGGGGAGAAACCCUAUAAAUGCCUGGAGUGUGCACAGAGCUUCAGACAGAGGGGAAGUCUGUUUGUCCAUCAAAGGACUCACACUGGGGAGAAACCCUAUAAAUGCAUGGAAUGUGGACAGGGAUUCAGUCAGCGUGCACAUCUGAAUUCACAUCAAAAGACUCAUACUGGGAAGAAACCCUAUAAAUGCCUGGAGUGUGGCAAGAGCUUCACAUGGAGUGGAAGCUUACGUUCUCAUCAAAGGACUCACACUGGGGAGAAACCCUAUAAAUGCCUGGAGUGUGGAAAGAGCUUCACAGGAAGUGGAAACCUACGCUCUCAUCAAAGGACUCACACUGGGGAGAAACCCUAUAAAUGCCUGGAAUGUGGACAGAGCUUUGCUCACAGUUCAAAUCUACAUUCACAUCAGAGGAUUCACACCCGGGAGAAAACCUGUACAUGCCUGGAGUGUGGACAGAGCUUCACUCAGAUUUCACACCUACAUAAACAUCAAAGGACUCACACUGGAGAGAAUGGUGAUAAGUGACACCAGAGAGUCUAAGAGGUACAAAAGAAACUUCUGUAAAUAUUAGAAAUGCAAGCAUGUGUGAUUCACAUCAUUAUUAUAAUAAUAAAAAUUAAAAAAAGAAAGAAAUGCAAGCACAAAACUGGGACAUUUUAUCGUAUCUUGUGUAUUUUAGAAAUUUUGAACUAAAAUACCUUCCAUUGUGGAAGUAAUUAUGGUUAAAUCAAACCAGAGGCUUUUUUUUUUGGUUGAGAAUGCUGGACAGGGUUGUUGUGUAUUUUUCGGGCUGUAUGGCCAUGUUCCAGAAGUAUUCUGUUGGGUUAUCUAAGCAAUCAUGCAUGCAUUUUCAAUGUGGGAUGGUUUAUGUAGUUAGUUAUGUUUGUUGCUUAGUAACCUGAGCCAAGCUGCAUUCCAGAGUUGAUGACACCAUUUAGGGGGUUUUGCAUAUGAAAUGGGAAUUGGGAGUAUCCUUUCUGGGGACACACAGGAAGUGAUGUACAGAUGCCUCUUCCUCUUCGAUCCUGACCAUGCCAUGCUGAUGUUCCUGUCUGUUAAGAGAUAUGUAGUUUCCUGAACUGUUUUUUCUUUUGGAACUAAGAUGUUUUUGCCUGUAUGACCAUCAUCAUACAAGAUUGUGAGUAAACAUAUUUUUGCUAUUUUAUUUUGAUGUCUCUGAUGUUUAUUUUAUGCGCAUGACCUUUUAAAGGGAAAGGGAGGCUGGAUAUUUUGUCUUAUUGUUUAUUUUCUUUUUACCUCUGCUCACAUAACCCCUAGUCUUCUGCGUUUUUACUGCUCUGCACCAAUAUUUAACCAUAUUGGGAUCAUAAUCUUAACAGGUUAUGAAUAUACAGUAGAGUCUCACUUAUCCAAGCUAAAUGGGCCGGUAGAAGCUUGGAUAAGCGAAUAUCUUGGAUGAUAAGGAGGCAUUAAGAAAAAGCCUAAUAAACAUCAAAUUAGGUUAUGAUUUUACAAAUUAAGCGCCAAAACAUCAUGUUAUAGAACAAAUUUGACAGAAAAAGUAGUUCAAUACGCAAUAAUGUUAUGUUGUAAUUAUUGUAUUUAUGAAUUUAGCACCAAAAUAUCACGAUAUAUUGAAAGCAUUGACUACAAAAAUGGCUUGGAUUAUCCAGAAGCUUGGAUAAGCGAGGCUUGGAUAAGUGAGACUCUACUGUAUAUAUUUCUGACCUCAAACGAACUUGUAGCACUUUAUCUAAGUUUUUAUUCGCAACUUAUAGUGUGCACUUUGCUGAUCUACUAUUACGGCCUCAUUGUUUUUAAUUCUGUUUUUAAUAAGUGUUUUUUAAUUUUCUGGUUAAUGUGUAAAUGCUACUACUGGUGCAUGUUAUUGUUUGUGGAUGUAUUGUAUGUUGUUAUUGUUUUUGUAUCUGAUAUUUCUGUGAGCCGCCCCGAGUCCCCUUCGGGGGAGAUGGAGGUGGGAUACAAGUAAACUACUACUACUUCUUCU